This is a messenger RNA of Nematolebias whitei (Rio pearlfish), 964 nucleotides long. Its product is annotated as lysophosphatidylserine lipase ABHD12. Gene Ontology annotation, biological process: monoacylglycerol catabolic process; phosphatidylserine catabolic process. Gene Ontology annotation, cellular component: endoplasmic reticulum membrane. The record is from RefSeq and is a predicted model, not a curated record. Gene Ontology annotation, molecular function: monoacylglycerol lipase activity; phosphatidylcholine lysophospholipase A1 activity. Lineage: Eukaryota; Metazoa; Chordata; Actinopteri; Cyprinodontiformes; Rivulidae.
AAGUCGAAAACUGACGUUUUGUUUAGGUUGAAUACCUGGUUCAACAUUGCAGCACGUUUUAGUUGUGGAGCUUUUUUAAGCGUUAAACCAUGAAGAGGAGGGUCGUAAAACAAAUUAAUCCGUCCCCUGACACCAGGGAAACCCGGAGGGCUGCAAAGAAGGAGGGGAUGCUGUGCCGCCGGUGGAUGAAGUGGGGUUUGUUGGCUGCUGCUGUCUACUGAGUGCACUUGGUUACCACGUGCUGGUUCCUGACUACAGAGGUUUUGGAGACUCCACGGGGGAGCCGACUCUGUCCGGUCUGUCUGCGGACGCCGUUUAUCUGUACAACUGGGUGAAGGCCCGCUGUGGAGACAGCCUGCUGGUGCUCUGGGGCCACUCCCUCGGCACCGGAGUGGCCAUACAUUCUGCCGUUAAACUUCUCGAGCAAGGUGUGGUGCUUGAUGGGGUCGUUCUAGAGGGGACAGUCAACACUGACCGACAGUCCUCGCAGGGCCACCAUCCUUUCUUCUGGUACUACUGGAAGUUUCCAGGCAUGGGGUACUUGUUCCCAGAGCCGUGGGCCGAAAACAAGUUUUCCUUUUCUACAGAACAACAUUUGAAAGAAAUGAGAAGCCCGAUUCUUUUCCUUUAUUCUGAAGACGAUCCCUUUGUUCCCAAUGAAGUAGCUCGACAGACCUACGAGGUAGCUGCCACGGCCCAGAGUAAAGAGAAAGUCCAGCUGGUUACGUUUGACGCUUCUCGUGGAUAUCUGCACAACGGCUUGUACCGAGACCCCAAGACGCCGGGCGUUUUGAAGGAUUUCGUGCAGUCCUUGUUACAGUGGAGAAACUCCUAGGACCUCUGAAAGACAGCGCUGCUUUAACCAACUGAUCCACUUCAAUCAUGUGCUGCGAUUUGUUGCCGAGAUGAUUGAUUUUAAAUAAACUGAACAAGUUGAUUAAAAUCUAUGAUUUUUCAGAAAUUC